CUCUCGCCCACUCGUGUCGGUCGAGUCGUCGCCUCCGAACACACCCGGGCCGUCUAAGACUCGUAUCAAUUGGGAUAGAUGCGUUUCCACAGAGAAGGGGAUUGCUCGGACAUCUUGAGAGAGAAACUCACAGAUACGACCAAGGAGCGGGCCAUGGUGACGAGGCGGUGGAAGGUGAGCGUCGUGGCUGCGGCGGCAGCUUCUUUCUCUGCGGCUGCUUCCCCCAUCCAUAGCCUCGACGACGGAUGCCUUAUGCACAUCUUUAGCUUCCUCACGCCCAUACCAGAUCGCUACAGUAUCGCCCUUGUUUGCCACAGGUGGCGCUGCCUGGUGUGUCAUCCCCGACUAUGGUUGCGAGUGGAAAAUUCUAUUAGAAACAUGGGUGAGCCUGGAGUUUUUCCCAAUCUUGAGGCUGCAAUUUCUGCUGCAAGGCCUGGUGAUACCAUUCUGAUUGCUCCUGGUUUGGAUCAUGUUGCAUGUAAUAUCCAGAUCAAAAAGCCUCUUUGCCUAAUCGGUGGGGGUGAACAUCCGGAUGAUACUGUAUUGACUUGUUCUCGUGGCUCUGAAAGCGCAUUGGAGUUUCUUUCCACCUGCAAGAUAACUAAUUUGAUGAUCAGAGCAGAGCUAGGAUGUUGCUUGCUUCACCGUAGCGGGAGAUUAACAAUUGAAGGGUGCAUUCUUCAGUGUGAAGAAAACCCAUUAGAUUACCUCUCCUUUCCAAUAAUGAGCACAGCCAAUGGAUGCCAUGCAUUUCCACAGCCGGUAAAGGGACAUGGAGAUGGUGUCACGGUUGCUCGGACAAGAAUUGAAGGUGGUGCCAAGGCUGUUUGGACCAGUGGCAAUUUGGUGUUGCAACGUGUACGAGCCAUUUACUCACGAACUUCCAUCUUUUUCUGGUUUGAAGUCGCGGAGCAGUAGGCUUCAGCUGUGUGGUAGCUGCAAGUAUAUGUUUUUACUAGUCUAGAUUAGUUAUAAGUUAUUACUUGAAAGUUGAAUGAUCUCUAUGCAAUGUACACUGUUUACAUUCGUGACCAAUCAAUGAAUCUGUUUGCAUAGCAUUAACUUA
Molecule: messenger RNA, 1066 nt
Organism: Musa acuminata subsp. malaccensis (wild Malaysian banana)
Lineage: Eukaryota; Viridiplantae; Streptophyta; Magnoliopsida; Zingiberales; Musaceae
Product: F-box protein SKIP5
Molecular function (GO): protein binding
Source: RefSeq, a predicted model, not a curated record